Zophobas morio is the source of this 598-nucleotide messenger RNA. Its product is annotated as phospholipase A2-like. NCBI's taxonomy places the organism in Eukaryota, Metazoa, Arthropoda, Insecta, Coleoptera, Tenebrionidae. The transcript is spliced from 3 exons. Bases 2 to 598 code for a protein of 198 amino acids. The record is from RefSeq and is a predicted model, not a curated record. Gene Ontology annotation, biological process: phospholipid metabolic process; arachidonate secretion.
AAUGGCGUGUAUCAAUCAAAUACUUCCACUGAUGUUAAUGGGCAUCUGCAGCACCAAGCUAGAUGCCGAACAAAACACAUCCACGUAUCUGUCAGCCAUCAUUGAAAAAACUACUAGCAAACCUUCCAUAAAUUUUGUCACUAAAUCAAUAACACCUAUAAUGUUCCCUGGGACAAAAUGGUGCGGAACACGUCACACAGCAGUUUCCUAUAGAGACUUGGGCAGUUCUGCACAACUGGAUUUUUGUUGUCGAGAACACGACACCUGUUUAGACGUCAUUAAUCCGGGAAGAUCUGACCAUGGUUUAGUAAAUCCAGGAUUCUUCAGGGCAUCCAGCUGUGACUGCGACAAACAGUUUUACAACUGUUUGGGGAAAGUUGACACUGUUAUGGCCCGCACUGUUGGGUAUAUUUAUUUUUCGGUACUUCGACUUCAGUGCUUCAGGAAGGAGUACCCAAUCGUUAAAUGCAAGAAUUUCGAACCAGGGUUAUAUCUGUUCAGGGCGAAAAGAUGCGUGGAGUAUGUUUUCGAUAAAACUAAGGAGAAAAGGUUUCAGUGGUUUGAUAGCCCGUUUUAUGACUACAACGAUUCUCCCUGA